AUGCAGCUACUACGUCUCCUUACAUGGCUCCCAGCAACCAGCGCCCUCUACUUCUACCUGGAAGGCGGUGAAAAGAAAUGUAUUCAGGAAGACCUUUCCAUUGGCACACUCGUCGUUGGCAAGUACCGCGCAGAAGAGUACCGUGCAGAGCUCCAGCAGUACGCUACCAACCCUGAACUAGGCAUCCAAAUCACUGUUGAGGAACUAGCAGACAACAACCAUCGUAUUGUCAAUCAACGCGGUAAAUCGGAUGGCAAAUUCACAUUCACAGCGGUGGAAGUUGGGGAUCAUGAGAUUUGCUUCCAAACCAAUGCCGGUAAUGGCUGGUUCACCAGUACGCAUGUCAAGUUUCACUUGGAGCUGAGCAUUGGGCAUACAGAUGAUUUCAAAUCUGGUGGUGGUACGGAUAAGGUGAAGGACUUGGCACAGCGUAUCGAGGAUCUUAAUGCACGACUCCAGGACAUCCGCCGGGAACAGGUCUUUCAACGGGAACGUGAAGCAGAGUUCAGGAAUGUGAGUGAAAAGACCAAUGCACGCGUCGUGCGCUUGUCGAUUGUACAGCUGUUCGUGCUCGCUGCGACGUGUGCUUGGCAAUUGACUCAUCUACAGACCUUCUUCACCAAGCAGAAGCUCGUCUAG
This is a messenger RNA of Protomyces lactucae-debilis, 639 nucleotides long. Its product is annotated as emp24/gp25L/p24 family/GOLD-domain-containing protein. Lineage: Eukaryota; Fungi; Ascomycota; Taphrinomycetes; Taphrinales; Protomycetaceae. The record is from RefSeq and is a predicted model, not a curated record. Gene Ontology annotation, cellular component: endoplasmic reticulum; Golgi apparatus; COPII-coated ER to Golgi transport vesicle. Gene Ontology annotation, biological process: endoplasmic reticulum to Golgi vesicle-mediated transport; intracellular protein transport; Golgi organization. Bases 1 to 639 code for a protein of 212 amino acids. The transcript has 2 exons.